This is a messenger RNA of Frieseomelitta varia, 599 nucleotides long. RefSeq lists its product as uncharacterized. Lineage: Eukaryota; Metazoa; Arthropoda; Insecta; Hymenoptera; Apidae. The transcript has 3 exons. The record is from RefSeq and is a predicted model, not a curated record. Bases 1 to 357 code for a protein of 118 amino acids.
AUGGUGUGGCUCAUGCUAACGCCUCUUCUUCGACAUCUUCGAUUGGUAAUCGAGAUCCACGAAUUCCACUUUCAUCCAAUGCUUGAAAUUGAAAUAAAAGAGAAACUCGUUCCAUACGUACAGUAUAAUGGUUGUCGCAACCGGAAGUAUGUGCAAGAUUACGGGAUAAGAACACCGGUGGAACAGUGCCAUAUGAACGAUAACGAUUGUCGUAUUAUCAUCAUCCAAGUGUCCAAGCCUGUUCUGAAGAAGACUUUGAAGAAGACUCUGAAAAAGAAGACGACUGAAUGUGUUAUAAGAAUAAGAACGAGAAUAUUGAACGACAUGGAGUCAAGGUUGGUUAUAAAGCUGCAUUAAUGUUGUAAUUUUAUAGCACGACCUUUUGCUACAGGGAAACGAGUAGGUAUCGUUGACAAGGUUUAAAUUAAAGCGUAGGUGGAGCUUUCCUAUUUUUCGCACGAAUGUUCCAAGAAAAGAUAUUAACAGUAGAACUGCCAGAAUAAUGAAAAUAACUGAUUCGUAAUUUUUCAUUAGAGAUAUUACAGACUUAUGAUUUCUUGGGAUUUGAACAAUUCUUUCACAAAUUAUGCAAACUAAAU